Molecule: messenger RNA, 1772 nt
Organism: Dermacentor albipictus
Lineage: Eukaryota; Metazoa; Arthropoda; Arachnida; Ixodida; Ixodidae
Gene: GatB
Product: glutamyl-tRNA(Gln) amidotransferase subunit B, mitochondrial
Biological process (GO): mitochondrial translation; glutaminyl-tRNAGln biosynthesis via transamidation
Cellular component (GO): mitochondrion; glutamyl-tRNA(Gln) amidotransferase complex
Molecular function (GO): glutaminyl-tRNA synthase (glutamine-hydrolyzing) activity
Source: RefSeq, a predicted model, not a curated record
GGUAUUUUUUAGUUCCUAUCAUGCGGUGCGCGUAGUGCGAGCUCUUCAGCACCCGAUAAACUAAACGAACUAAUUAAACGAGAGUUUGUUAACCGUUUACGUCUUACCAUUUGCUUGAUUACGCGACCGUACAUUUACUUUGCAGGACACCGUUUUAGGACAUGUGUGCGCCAUGUCGGUGUUGCGGCGACCGCUUUUUGGCAUGGUGCAAAGCUACCGGCGCUUCAGUUUGAGUACUUGCGCUGGUAAUAAGCCCAAUAGCAAAUUAAAGGAAUGGGAAGCUGUCAUUGGCAUCGAAGUCCACGUUCAAAUAGAAUCUAAUUCAAAGUUAUUUUCUAAUUCUCCAUACAAGUUCGGAGAGCCUCAAAACUCUCAAGUUUCACCUUUUGACGCGUCCAUACCCGGAACAUUACCGGUCCUGAAUCGGAGAUGCGUCGAGGCAGCUGUCCUGACUGCGCUUGCGCUAAACUGCAAUAUCAACACUGUGUCCCACUUUGACCGGAAGCAUUACUUCUACGCAGAUAUGCCAGCAGGGUACCAGAUUACUCAACAAAGGUCACCUUUGGCCACCGGUGGCUACCUAGACUUUGUUGUAUUUGCGCCUGGCUCUCAAGAGACAUACUCCAAGCGAGCAACACUAAUUCAACUUCAGCUUGAGCAGGACAGUGGCAAAAGCCUGCAUGAUGUCAUACAUGGUAGAAGCCUCAUUGAUCUUAACCGUGCAGGAGUUGGUCUCAUGGAGUUGGUCUUUGACGCAUGUCUUAAGGAUGGUGAAGAGGCAGCUAGCCUUGUCAAAGAAUUGCUCAUCACGUUACGCACUCUUAAUGUGUGUAGCGGCAAGAUGGAAGAAGGCACUCUGCGUGUGGAUGCAAAUGUGUCCGUAAAUCGUCCAGGUGAACCAUGGGGCACGCGAACUGAAGUGAAGAACUUGAACAGUGUGCGUGCUGUUGCUAAUGCUGUAGACUUUGAAAUUGCAAGACAGAUUGAGGUACUUUCAUCUGGUGGGAAAAUUAUCAACACAACUAUGUCGUUUGACAGCUUGAAGAGGUGCACUGUUCCAAUGAGAGACAAAGAAGUUGUCCAAGAUUACAGGUUCAUGCCGGAACCCAACUUGCCUCCUUUAGUGAUUUCUGCACACGAGACUGAUGACCUGGCCACAGUCAGCAUUGAGAAGCUACACAAAGAAAUGCCCACUCUUCCAUGGCAACACAAAGAACAACUUGUGGAAGCUUACGACUUGACACCCCAUCAAGCUCAGACUAUAAUGAAUGAAGAUGGCUUCCUGGAACUCUUUCUUAAACUGGCCAGCUUUAAAGAUUGUGAAGUCAAGCACAUUGUCAACUGGAUGCUUCUUCACUUGCUCGCCCAGCUAAACAAAGCAGACAUCACAUUGCCAUCCAGUUCCUUAGAUGCAGAUAGGUUCCACGAGCUACUUGUUCUUAUACAGAAGCAGCAGGUUAGCAACACAAUCGCACAAGACGUUUUGGAGCUCUUGCUGAAUGGCGAUCCAAGGACACCAACAAAGAUUAUUGAAGAGAAUGACUGGUGGCAGAUAACAGAUGUUGAGCAGCUGAAGCAAUUAUGUCAGACUGUCAUAGAUGAGAAUCCAAAAGAUGCGAAGAAGGCAGCCAAAGGAAAAGAACGAUUCCUCAACUCAAUGAUGACAAAAGUGAAUGCAUUGUCAAACAGCCGAGCCCAAAUGAAACUUGCCAAGCAAAUUAUGUUAGAGCUUCUUGACAAAAUGAAAUAAAAGAGAAUGUUUGUGCAGUGAA